UAUCGAAUCUCAGCAUGUCUUGCCAGAAGUGGUUCACAACUAAUUUGGGCUGAACUCAGAAGUUUCUCCGCCUUUGGUUCGAAGGGUUCCUAAGCACAAAAUUCAAAAUUUAACAGGUAUUUCGGUAGACUCUUGUAGAACAUGAACCAAUGUCGGCUGAGGAGCCUGGUGCGGAUCAGGAGGAGCCUGGCACUGGGUCUGCGAGGAACUGACCACCGCCUCCUCGCCCGUCAAGCUCUCCGUACCAUUCAAACGACCGGACAGGGGCGUGGUGUCCACGAUCUGGACUCCUUCGCCAAUGGAUGCAGUGCCGCCUACAUCGAAGGUCUCUAUAAGAAGUGGAAGCGCAAUCCCAAGUCCGUGGAUGAGUCCUGGAACGAGCUAUUUAGCGGCAACGAUCGGACCACCACCAAUAGGCGCCCUCUUCCGGCAUCGCACUCCCGGAAGAACAGACGUCCUCCGGUUGAAAGGACAGUGGUGAAGGCUCGUUCGGGCGAGAGGACGGCUUCUGGCGGCGCAUCUGCAGCUCCAGCCGCACCUCCCAGCGACUGGAAGAACAUUGAUGACCACCACGUGAUCCAGGCCAUCAUCCGAGCCUAUCAAUCGCGCGGCCAUUUGGCCGCCGAUCUGGAUCCCUUGGGUAUUGUUGGUCCGAAAAAGCAUACGUCUGUGGAUGGCACUCAGCGGCAUGCCGCCAGGGAAGUGCUUCGGCAGCACUACUCCUACAUAUUUAGUGAUCUCAAUACCAUGUUCAAGUUGCCCUCAUCCACAAUGAUAGGCGGUGAUGAGGAGUUUCUCACACUAAAAGAGAUCCUGGAUCGCUUGGAGCGCAUCUACUGCGGCCACAUUGGAGUGGAAUACAUGCAGAUCACGUCGUUGACAAAGACCAACUGGAUACGCGACCGUUUCGAGAAGCCUGGUGGCUUUGACCUGACCAAGGCGGAAAAGAAGCUCCUGCUUGAGCGUCUCACUCGCUCGACGGGAUUCGAAAACUUCCUGGCGAAGAAGUUUUCAUCGGAGAAGCGUUUCGGACUGGAGGGCUGCGACAUCAUGAUACCCACUAUAAAGGAGGUGGUGGACCGGGCUACGGAUCAGGGCGUGGAGUCAAUUUUAAUAGGAAUGGCACAUCGUGGGCGUCUCAAUGUCCUGGCCAACAUCUGUCGCAAGCCCAUUUCAGACAUCCUGUCUCAGUUCCACGGCCUAAAGGCCACCGACUCCGGUUCCGGGGACGUUAAGUACCAUCUGGGGAUGUUCCAAGAGCGGCUCAACCGACAAACAAACCGUAUGGUGCGCAUCACCGUUGUGGCGAAUCCCUCUCACUUGGAGCACGUCAACCCGGUGCUCCUAGGUAAGGCCCGGGCGGAGAUGUUCCAGCGCGGAGACACGUCUGGCAGCAAGGUGAUGCCCAUCAUCAUCCACGGAGAUGCAUCCUUCUCCGGCCAGGGCGUUGUCUACGAAUCGAUGCACCUAUCCGACCUGCCCCGCUAUACCACCUACGGCACCAUUCACAUCGUCACCAACAACCAGGUGGGAUUCACGACAGAUCCGCGCUUCUCCCGCUCCUCGCGCUAUUGCACCGACGUUGCCAGGGUGGUGGAUGCUCCGAUACUGCACGUGAACGCCGACGAUCCGGAGGCUUGCAUCCAGUGUGCUCGCAUUGUCGCCGACUACCGGACAAGGUUCAAGAAGGACGUGGUCAUUGACCUAGUUGGCUACCGCCGCAACGGGCACAAUGAGGCGGAUGAACCCAUGUUCACCCAGCCCCUGAUGUACCAGCGCAUACGGAAACUAAAGCCAUGUCUCCAGCUGUACGCGGAAAAGUUGAUCAAGGAGGGAGUCGUCACGGACAGCGAAUUCAAGGCAAUGGUGGCCGAAUACGAAAAGAUCUGCGAGGAUGCUUGGACCGAGUCCAAGGCCGUCAAAACCAUUAAGUACUCCUCCUGGAUCGACUCUCCCUGGCCAGGAUUCUUCGAGGGCCGCGACCGACUGAAACUGUGCCCCACUGGCAUCAGCAUAGAGACCCUGAAGACGAUUGGCAACAUGUUCUCGAGUCCUCCGCCGUCGGAGCACAAGUUUGAGACGCACAAGGGCAUCCUUCGCAUACUGGCCCAGCGCACGCAGAUGGUGCAGGAUAAAGUGGCGGACUGGUCGCUGGGCGAGGCGUUCGCCUUCGGCUCGCUCCUUAAGGAGGGCAUCCAUGUUCGACUAUCCGGUCAGGAUGUGGAGCGCGGUACCUUCUCGCACCGGCACCACGUCCUGCACCACCAGACGGAAGACAAGGUGGUGUACAACUCACUGGAUCACCUCUAUCCCGACCAGGCGCCCUACUCCGUUUGCAACAGCUCCCUCUCGGAGUGUGCGGUCCUCGGAUUCGAGCACGGCUACUCCAUGGCCAGUCCCCAUGCCCUGGUCAUGUGGGAGGGCCAGUUUGGGGACUUCUGCAACACGGCGCAGUGCAUCAUCGACACGUUCAUAGCCAGUGGCGAGACCAAGUGGGUGCGCCAGUCCGGAGUCGUCUUGUUGUUGCCACACAGCAUGGAGGGCAUGGGCCCGGAGCACUCUUCCGGCCGCAUAGAGCGCUUCUUGCAGAUGAGCGACGACGAUCCGGACGUGUAUCCAGACACCUGUGACGCCGACUUUGUGGCUCGCCAGUUGAUGAAUGUUAACUGGAUUGUGACGAACCUCUCCACACCCGCGAAUCUGUUCCACUGCCUGCGCCGACAGGUGAAGAUGGGCUUCCGUAAACCACUGAUUAACUUCUCGCCCAAAUCACUGCUGCGCCAUCCGCUGGCACGAAGUCCCUUCAAGGAUUUCAACGAGUGCAGUAGCUUCCAGCGCCUAAUCCCCGACAAAGGACCCGCCGGCAAGCAGCCCGAGUGCGUCAAGAAGCUGGUCUUCUGCACGGGAAAGGUCUACUACGAUCUCUUCAAGGAGCGCGACGAUCACGAGCAGGUGGAGACGGUGGCCCUGGUGAGGGUGGAACAGGUGAGACGGCUGCUCCUACACCGCCUCUUGUACAUGAUAAUGAUUCCGCAAAUCCUCCAGAUCUGUCCCUUCCCCUACGACCUGAUCAGCCAGCAGCUGGAGCUGUAUCCCACGGCGGAGUUGCUGUGGGUCCAGGAGGAGCACAAGAACAUGGGCGCCUGGUCCUACGUGCAGCCACGUUUCGACACGGCGCUCCUCAAGAACGAAAACGAAUCCCGCUGCGUUUCCUAUCACGGACGACCGCCCAGCUCCUCGCCAGCGACGGGCAACAAGGUGCAGCACUACACCGAGUACAAGGCCCUGAUCAACAGCGUCUUUGGAGAGCUGACCCCGGAGAACAAAAAGCGUCUCGAGGAUCAGGUCAAAAAGCAGCAAGCUAAGGCCAAGGCGGACGCGCAAUCGAAGCCCAGUACGAAGCCACCAUCCUCUCCACCGAAAGGCGGUUCGCCGCCACCAGCUCCUACAGGUCCAGCACCCCGUAAGCCAUUGAUUAGUAUGCCAAGUAGACCUCCAAGGGGAGGAUCUUCAGGAAAGCAGAGGACCGGAUCGGCUCCAGCUCCUGAUCUGGUUGAUGAAGCUUCAGCUGCUCGAAAUAGCGAACCGGAUUCUCCCGCACACGACGGCGCGUCACCGUCAGCCUGGAAGAGGUCGGGGUCGGCUCCAGCACCGAGCUUAGCUCCCAGGGCAUCAGCCUCUCGGAGUCCAGCACCUGCUCACGACGGUGUCUCACCAUUCACUAGGGAAGAAUCCUCACGCAAGAAGAGGUCAGGCUCGGCGCCAGCUCCGACGCAAUCUCCUAGUGGACCAUUAAGGACUGCGCCCUCAAAGCCAGUUUUCAUAAAGCGCAGACCUGAAAAAGAAUCGCAAAGAAAUCCCGAAGAGUCGAAGCUGGACCCAACAAAACCAGAACGCUAGUUUAAAUUCUUUGCAUU
Messenger RNA from Drosophila erecta, 3917 nucleotides. RefSeq names its product 2-oxoglutarate dehydrogenase, mitochondrial. The coding region runs from base 142 to 3900 and encodes 1252 amino acids. NCBI's taxonomy places the organism in Eukaryota, Metazoa, Arthropoda, Insecta, Diptera, Drosophilidae. Gene Ontology annotation, molecular function: thiamine pyrophosphate binding; oxoglutarate dehydrogenase (succinyl-transferring) activity. The transcript is spliced from 8 exons. Gene Ontology annotation, biological process: tricarboxylic acid cycle. Gene Ontology annotation, cellular component: oxoglutarate dehydrogenase complex; mitochondrion. The record is from RefSeq and is a predicted model, not a curated record.